Molecule: messenger RNA, 285 nt
Organism: Penicillium malachiteum
Lineage: Eukaryota; Fungi; Ascomycota; Eurotiomycetes; Eurotiales; Aspergillaceae
Exons: 1
Coding region: 1-285 (94 amino acids)
Source: RefSeq, a predicted model, not a curated record
AUGAAGAAAGAAGCCGAUUGGAAGGGCUUUGUCUCUGCAGCUUCGAAGAUGGUUGACGAGUACAACAAGAACAGCCAGGCGAAAAAGAAGAAGCCGAAUACAACCAACAUCUUCACUAUUCAAGAGAACAUCACCAAAAAGACUAUUUUGGUUGCCGAUUUUGGUACCUCUGAUGCUGCGCAAAUUAGUGCAUUGAAUUGGCCAAAAUAUUCAGAGGGUGGCCAGGUUGAUCGGGAGUCUUCAGGUUUGCCCGAAAACUGUUUUGUGACCACAGGGCCUAAAUGA